UGCAAGCAUUUAUCACACACAAACUUUUCCUCAACGUUGCAUUUACUAAAUCGCACCAAUGGUGGCGCUGUUUGAAAACUUCAAGCGCCACCCACAAAAUCUGUGGAAAAACACGUCCCAUCUUUCCACAGUUCAACGGCAAAUCGGAUUUUAAAACAAUAUUAUAUCGACGACUUUAAAAAUCGCGCGGAUUUCUUACUUCUAAGAGGACGUUAAACACGAGCGGAAAUGUUCUGCAGAAACAAGACUUCCAGAGCAACGGUCGCCCGCGGAUCCGCGUUGGAGAUGGAGGUGAAGAGAGGCCAGUUCCGGCUGAGUGUGCUCGAGGACUCCGCACAGGACUGUGAGGUCCAGAAAUUAAUCGAGAGAGAGGUGCGGAUCAGAGACGGGGCCUGUAAGCUGUUAGCUGCGUGCUCUCAGAGAGAUCAGGCCCUGGAGGCCUCCAAGACCCUCCUCACCUCUAACACCCGCAUACUGGCCCUCAUGAGCCGGCUGCAGCGCAUGAAAGAAGUGCAGGCCAUGCAGCGAGCAGGACGGAGGUCAUUUGAUGGUGGGGCUAUUGAUGACAGAUUACCUUGUACUGCAAAAGUUGCCAUUUCAGAUAUCCGUAUUCCUCUUAUGUGGAAGGAUUCCGAGUAUUUUAAGAACAAAGGGGAGCUGCACCAGUGUGCCGUGUUCUGUUUGUUGCGGGCAGGGACAGAGAUUCAUAAUACAGAUCUUGUAAUAGUGGACAGGACACUCACAGACGUCUGUUUCGAUGAAACAUUGAUAUUCUCUGAUGUUCCUCCAGACUUUGACCUGCGGGUGGAGCUCUAUAGCUGCUGUGCAGAGGAGGAUUUCAGUCAGGGCUUCUCCACCCGGAGGCUCAGCCGCCUGGGCAAUUCUGUGACGCGGGCAUCCAGUAAGAAGUUCAUGGCAACUCUGGAGACGGCAACUUCCUGUGGUUCCCACGGCAACGGGAUAGGAUCCGGGGGAGGGUCUCCAGUACUGCCGCCCAUCCAGUCUGUACAGGGCCCUAAAUAUCACCUACUGGCUCACACGUCUCUAAAUCUGUGCCACAUACAGAACUCUUUCCGAACCCAUGACCUGACCAUAUCAGGCACAGAGGACACCUCAUUCUGGUUGCCGCUGUAUGGUAGCAUGUGUUGUCGACUUGUGGCUCAACCGCUCUGCAUGACUCAAGAUGUCUUAUGUGGAAACCUCAGAGUUCGGUCAGAGGCCAGUCCUGAGGAGUGGUCAGACGUCUAUGGUGUCCUGAAAGGGACAGAAUUAAUUUGUUACAAGCAGCAAAGCGAUACAGAAUCUUUAGAGAAAGCAAUGUUCACUAUUCCCAUUAAUAAGGACACCCGUGUACGUGCCACAGAUAAGGAUCUGUCUCUAAAUUCCAAAAGCAUCACCAUAAGCAACCAAUCUGGUUACGAGAGCACGUACACGAUUCUUACGCGUGCGCCACAGGACACACAGUGCUGGAUGGAAGCAUUCUGGCAGCAUUUCUAUGACAUGAGCGAGUGGAAACAGUGCUGUGAGGAGCUCAUGAAGAUCGAUGAAUCAUUUCUAAGAAAACCAGGGGCCGUGAUGCUAAAACAAGGCUCUUUGUAUCAUGAAAUGGUUACGCCUUCAACCACCCAGACCAGAAACCAUCAGCAACAUCUGACCAGACCUGUUUCUUCUGAGAUCAAGAACAUGCUGUCCACCUAUUUUAAUGACAGUGGCGUGUGGGUUUCUGAUUGUGUGGGUGUAUGUGCUCGUCUAUAGACUUCCCAGAAAUCAGGUGUUGGUCUGCGUUUGUCUUUGUGGGUGUGUCCGAGCUUUGUUACACCAGGAAGUGAUGGAAUUUCUUGAUCUACUGGAGGUGAUGAUCUGUACCGAGCGUUGUCAUGUUAAAUCAUCAUAUUGUGUAGUGGUGCAUUGAAUCUUAGGUUUAAGUACUGAAUGUAAUAGUUUGCUUGUCAUGUUACAAUCAUUUAUUCUCUUUUUAUUCUUCUUCCUCCUUUCCUUAAACAUCACUAUUAAGGGAUAGUCGACUAAAAUAAUUAAAGUAAAUUCUGUCAUUAAUUAUUUUCCCCGUUUUUUGCAUGAAACACAGAAGUUUUGAGAAUUUGUACUUAAUGUGGAUGGUAAUUAGCCAUAAAGAACAAGUAAAGUGAUAGUUCACCCAAUAAGGAAACUUCUUUCAUCAUUUAUUCACCCUCAUAUCAUUACAAACCUUUCUCACUUUCUUUCUUCUGCAGAAUACAAAAAAAUAUAUUUUGACAAUAUUUUGAAGAUAUUUUGAAGCUUGUCGGUAAGCAAAAAACAUUGAUUCCAAUUGACUUUAAUUGUAUGGGCACCAUUCAAACCAUACAAAACCAUUUCUCAAUAAAUCUUCCACUGAAGAAAGAGUCAUACAGGUUUUAAACAACAAGCGGGUGAAUGAAUGAUGACACCAUUUUUUUUUUAUGGGUAAACAAUCCCUUUAAUGGACACUUAAAGCAUCAAUAAAAAUCCAUACUGCGAUUUUGCAACACUGUAAAAGAUUUUAAGCCCACACAACAACAAAAAAGUCUUUGUACCCUUUUCCCCUAACUUUUUCUUGAUUUCCUUAGUUGUUUAUCUCAACUUAAUUUUCUUAGUAAUUACAAAAAAGAAAAAUCAGUUAAACCAACUUGAAAUAACUGGACAAAUACUCGACAACUAUGGAUUAAAGACCACCAAAGCCAAAACUUGAACUUUUCUUAUACUAUUUGUAUUACAUUAUUAACAUUGUUGGGAGUAAUGCGUUACAAAUGUAAUGUAUUACAGUAAGAUAUUAUGUUUUGCUGUAACGCAGUAGUGUAAGGCAUUACUAAUCAAUAUUCAGUAAUAUUUUACUUGGUACAUGUGUAUUAACACUUGCGUUACAACAAACUUUUCGCCCGCGAGACAUUAACAACUCUAAAAUCCCCCAAGUAAAUUAUAUUUCCUGUUCGUGAAUCUCCCUCUAUCUGGCAUGAUUUCAGUCUCUGGCCCGUUCUCAAAAGUUUUGGGAACGAGUCUGACAGGCAGGCUACAGUUCAGGGAGGGACGCGGAGCUCAGCUCAACCUAAGAGAAAUAUAUAGCGGUGGUAUUAGACAAUACAUCCGAAUGAUGUUUUUACCAAUGUUUCAUCAGGUGCAUGUCAACUUGCACAGUGAAAGAAAUCACUCGUGACGUGAGUGUACAACAGUUGUUUUCUCCGGUUGCCAAAUAUCACUUUUGAGCAGCGCUGUAUGCAGUCUAGAACCGCUAAAUCAUUGACGUGCUUGUACACAUUAUAAAUAUGCAAUCAAUUUAAUCAUGCUUAUUUCUUAAGCAAGUUUUUGCAUGUCUUGCCAACAGAAAACACGUUUCUCGUCUAUUUCCGUGCGUGGCCUCGAGCACACAUGGGAUCUUUUUAAAGGGACGCUCAACCCAAAAAUGAAUGUUCCGUUAUGGAUGACUCGCCCUCUAGUUUUCCAAACCUGUUUAAAUGUCUUUGUUCGGUUGAACACAAAUAUAUUUGGUAGAAUCUUAGAAACUAAAAAUCAGAAGAGAUCAUAAUGGUAGUUAAAGGUGACCCAGAGGUUUUUGAUUUCCUAAAUCCCCCAAAACAUCUCUUGAGUUCAACAGAACAAAAAAUAUAUACCAUACCUAGAAAACCAUUCAGAUAAGCAAAUACAGCAAUAGAAAUUUAUUUUGGCUGUUCUUAAAUUUGAUUUGACACCAGAAAAUAAUUGGGCUGGUUUUCAUUCCCUUUGGGCGGGUCUUGAGAGGUCAUUGUUAGCACAAUGUUAGCAUACCUGUGACCAGCAGCAAUGACAAGGUCGGCUAACGUUUACAUGAUGACUAGCUAGAAUUCUUUGAAUUUUCAAACUAAAAUACUUUUUGCCAAACAACCUCCUUAGUUUUUCAAAUACAUCCAUUUGAAAUACAAAAUACUAUUAAUUUGUAACCGUAUUUUGUAUGUAAAUGCAUUCAAUCUUAGAUUUUUUUGUUUGUUUUUUGUACAGCCUAGUUAAUUUAAUCUAAUAAAGACGUAGACUUUUUUAAGUUCUUCUGUAUUUAUUUUGCUGAAAGUAACUCAAAAGUAAUACAGGAGUCAUGUAACGUACUACAAUUCUGAGACAAUAAUAUUGUAAAAUAAUGGUUAAUAUUGUAAUAUUUACAUUUACAGCAUUUUCAACAACAACUGCGUGAAUAAAGUUAGCAAACAUUAAAACAGUAAUCCUUUUUAAAAGUUUGAUUCAAAACUGAACUAAAUAUGCCACAAUUCAUGCUGGGAACCUUUCUGUUUGUUGAGCUUACAUAACUUUACCAGUUUUGGACAAAAAGUUGACUAUGUAAAUCCAGUCAACAAAAUAAUAUUUGUUAGCAACACGCUAUGGAAGAGUAGUCUAAAUGACCACGAGAGGGGAAUCAAACCCGGGGCAGUUGCGCAUCGGGCGACCCGGGUUCAAUUCCCGUCUCGUGGUCCUUUCUUGAUCCCACACCCUUCUCCCUCUCUCCCUUUUCACUUCCUGUCAUCCCUCUUGCAAGCUGUACAACUAAAAGCAAAACAGCAAAAAUGUUUCUUUAAAAAAUAUAUAUAGAUUUGUUCAAGUAACGUAAUUAUCUUUGUUCAGUAAAUCAGUCACAAUUCAGUAUUAGGGGCGAUUCUCACUAUUAAUUAACCAUUAACUAAAACUUUUCCCCAAUAAACUCUUAAUUUGUUGCUUGUUAGUAGUUAGUAAGGUAGUUGUUAGGUUUAGGUAUUGUGUAGGAUUAAGGGAUGUAGAAAAAGAAAUGCAGAAUAAGUCAUGAAUAUGUGAUUUAUACAUACUAAUAUACAACCAAUAAGAAGGUUAAUAAGCAAGUGUUUUAUGAUGAAUUUGUGUACUUAAUAUAAAGUGUAACGUAACUUUCAUUAUAGAGAAAAGAUUUGACAUUUUGUUUUGAAAAUUGCCUUUUGUUUGUCACGGAAGAAAUGAAAUCACACAGUUUACAUCCAAAAACCAUGUGGGUUUCAGAUAUGCAAGAACGUGUGACCAUAUGCAAAUCUAGUAGUUUUAAAAUGUUUCCUUGUGAAUCCCAUUCAAAUUCCAAUGUGUCAACGGCACAGAUUAUGAAAACCUGUGGAACCAUGUUUUAUAAUAUAAUAUUAUAUGUUUUAUAACCAUGUUUUUGAUGGAUACAUAGGUUUUAAAAUCACAGUAUUUUUACAAAUUUAAACAUUUGUUGUAACAUGUUACUGUAUGUAAAUGACAGAAUUAUUAUUUGUGUGUUAUUUCAGCCAAUAAAUUAUUUUCAGUACUAUCUAUCUAAAAUAAUAGUAUAAAAUAUUUAAGUGAAAAUAGAAGAGAUUAAAUGUAUUCGUUUAGUAGUCGAACAGAGAUUAUUCAGAGAUCAUAGUCACUCUUAACCUUUGAUUGUGCCAUCACGCAAGACUAAACAUUUUCACUCCCCAGUGACAUCAAACAAGAAUGUUUAAUUUGAUUUGAUUGGUUUGUUUAUCUUCAUCUCUUCCUUAU
Messenger RNA from Triplophysa dalaica, 5484 nucleotides. RefSeq names its product rhotekin b (gene rtknb). Bases 229 to 1755 code for a protein of 508 amino acids. The record is from RefSeq and is a predicted model, not a curated record. Lineage: Eukaryota; Metazoa; Chordata; Actinopteri; Cypriniformes; Nemacheilidae. Gene Ontology annotation, biological process: signal transduction; actomyosin contractile ring assembly; mitotic cytokinesis. Gene Ontology annotation, cellular component: actomyosin contractile ring. The transcript is spliced from 13 exons.